Molecule: messenger RNA, 2400 nt
Organism: Lepisosteus oculatus (spotted gar)
Lineage: Eukaryota; Metazoa; Chordata; Actinopteri; Semionotiformes; Lepisosteidae
Source: RefSeq, a predicted model, not a curated record
GUGUAGGCAUUUCACCUCGUGGCAGAUAUUGAUUCCGCUGUUUUAGAUCAAAAUAAAGAUUAAACCUCCUCAGCUCGUCUUUUUUGUCAAUAAAUUAGUAAGAAAAUGGCUAAUUUCCUGUUAAAUCUGCAAACCGAGCUUCACUCUUUCAUGGAGGUUUUGCUGAAAUCGAUCGUGUGUGAAGUUUCCGAUGUUUUCCGAAACAGGAUGUUGGACUGCGAGGAUGCGUUUCAAGACAAACUUCGCAGCAUCUCCCAGAUUCUGGUGAGACGGGCCGUGUUUAACAUCACACAGUGUGUGGAGGACAGUGUCGGGAGUGAAAUGUCGCAGCUGAAGAAGGAAAACGAGAGCCUGAAGUGGAGAUUGCAGCUGUGGGAGAAGGAGUCGGGAGCAGGAGAAGAUCAGGGACAGACAAUUCAGGGUACCCAGAGGCUUUCUUGUGAUAUUACUGCAGAAAUAAAAGAAGAAAUGGUCACGAAACUGGAGCUGUCAGGGUUAGAGGCCAGCGCUCUCCCUGAUGCUGGGGAAAGGGCUCCUCUUGAACAGCAGCACAGUGAGGAGGAGUGGGGCUCCAAUCUGAUGCAGGAGACAGAGCUCACUGAUGCAGAAGGCUCAAGGGCCAGUGCUCUCCCUGAUGCUGGGGAAAGGGCUCCUCUUGAACAGCAGCACAGUGGGGAGGAGUGGGACUCCAGUCUGAUGCAGGAGACAAAGCUCACUGCUGCAGAAGGGAAAGAGACACUCAGUGAGCAGCACACAGAGAGCAGACAGAGUGUCGAGGAUCUGGACUCUGUGUACGUGAUGAAGACGGAGCCUGAGAGUGAGAUACCUGGGCUCUUAGUAUGUGAUGAUUUUACAGAGAAGAUCAAUAAUCUGGACUUGAACAAUAUUACACAAGGUUGUAAUGAACUGGGCUUUGUCUCUGUACAAGAGCAUAAAGAAGAACUGGGUGAGUUUAAUCUUACAGAGCAGAACAUGGAGCCCCAGUUGAUUAACCCUGCAGAGCAGCAGACUGAUGUACCUGGUGAAGAGAACAGUACUGAGAUACAGCACACAGAGGAUACUCAGUUCAGGGAGGAACAACAGCAGCUCCUACAGGGCUUGAUAAUAGCAAGGCCUUGUUCUGUUAAACUGGAGAGACUGUCAUUGCAGAAGUGGUUUAAACAAAUGGGUGAUCCUUUAAUAUCUAAGGACAUUACAGAGAAGUGUAAUAAUUUAAACACUAAGAAUAUUGCAAAGCAUUUCAAUCAGCUGGAGUUGGUCUCUUCACAAGGUUGCAAGGAAGAGGAACAUGAAUUUAAUGUCUGUAAUCUAAGGGAGCAGGAAAUCGGGUUCCAGUUGAUUGGCCCUGAAGAGCAGCAGACUGAUGUACCUGGUGAAGAGGACAGUGCUGAGUCACAGCACACAGAGGAGAGUCAGGGCAGGGAGAAACAACAGCAAGACCAGAUGAUCAAGGAGAUUCAGCCAAGACCCGACAAUGUACAGGAAUUGUCACUGGAGCACAAACAGCAACAGCAGUUUCCUCUCUUAAGCCCCUUAAAAACACACCAGCACAUUCACAUGGAAAAGAAACGAUUCACCUGCAAUCGGUGCAGGAAGAGCUUUAGUCAGUCAUGUGACCUCAAGAGACACCAGUGCAUUCACACGGGAGAGAGACCGUUCAGCCAGCUGGGCACCUUGAAAACGUACAAGCACAUUCACGCAGGUGAGAGGCUGUUCAGCUGCAGGGAGUGUGGGAAGAGUUUUAGUCAGUUAGGCAGCUUAAAAACCCACCAGCUCACUCACAGAGGGGAGAUACCGUUUGGCGGCAGUCAGGAUGGGGAGAUGUUUAAUGAGUCAGACACCUUAAAAAGAGACAAACCCAUCCCUGCAGCAGAGAAAGCAUUCGGCUGCAGGCAAUGUGGGAAAAGUUUUAGUCAUUUGAGUGCUUUAAAGAGACAUGAACUCUUCCAUAUGGGAAAGAGGCCGUUCUGCUGCAGUCUGUGUGGGAAGAGUUUUAAUCACCCGAGUGCCUUAAAGACACACCAGCGCAUGCACACAGGAGACAGACCAUUCUGCAGUCAGUGCGGGAAGAGUUUUAGUCAGCCGAGCUAUUUGAAAGCACACCAGCGUGUUCACACGGGAGAGAAGCCAUUCAGCUGCAGUCAGUGCGGGAAGAGUUUUAGUCAGUCAGGCACCUUAAAGAGACAUGAGCUCUCCCAUACUGGAGAAAAAUUGUUCUGCUGCAGUUGGUGCGGGAAGAGUUGUAGUCAGUCAGCCACCUUAAAGAUACACGAGCUCCUCCAUACGGGAGAGAGACCAUUCUGCUGUGGUCAGUGUGGGAAGAGUUUUAAUCACCCGAGUGCCUUAAAGACACACCAGCACACGCACACAGGGGAGAGACCAUUCUGUAGUCAGUGCGGG